This is a messenger RNA of Asterias rubens (European starfish), 381 nucleotides long. RefSeq names its product fibropellin-3-like. NCBI's taxonomy places the organism in Eukaryota, Metazoa, Echinodermata, Asteroidea, Forcipulatida, Asteriidae. The coding region runs from base 1 to 381 and encodes 126 amino acids. The record is from RefSeq and is a predicted model, not a curated record. Gene Ontology annotation, molecular function: calcium ion binding. Gene Ontology annotation, cellular component: protein-containing complex; plasma membrane. Gene Ontology annotation, biological process: establishment or maintenance of epithelial cell apical/basal polarity; heterophilic cell-cell adhesion. The transcript is spliced from 4 exons.
AUGGCUUUGAUAACUUCUUGGAUGAAGUUACUUUUCGUGUUAGUCUUGAUUGGAUUAGCUGAUAAGGCGACUUCUCAGAGUUCAGGAACAAUUUUAACAUGUGAAGAGUGGCAGUGUGCCUUCGGAUUCUGUAUAGAAAGCAUAGACGGAGCCAGCAACGCUACUUGUGACUGUUUAUUGGGAUAUGAAGGAGUUUUUUGCGACACACCUACCAACGAGUGCAGCUCCAAUCCCUGCCUGAACGGAGCAACAUGUGUGGACCGUGUAGCUCAAUACCUGUGCGUCUGUGCACCGGGAUAUGAUGGAACAAACUGUGAAGAAGGUACCUUCUUCAACUUCCCCACUAGCUGGCAACAUUUUUGGGAUGGUGUCAUGUUUUAG